Chenopodium quinoa (quinoa) is the source of this 2155-nucleotide messenger RNA. RefSeq lists its product as uncharacterized. The transcript is spliced from 3 exons. Gene Ontology annotation, molecular function: glycosyltransferase activity. Lineage: Eukaryota; Viridiplantae; Streptophyta; Magnoliopsida; Caryophyllales; Amaranthaceae. The record is from RefSeq and is a predicted model, not a curated record. Bases 193 to 1785 code for a protein of 530 amino acids.
CCCAUUAAACCCAUUUCAUAUUCUUCCUUAUCUUACUCCCUCAAUCAAAAAAAUAAAAAAUAAAAAAAAAAAUUAAAAUUGCCUCGGUUUCUGUGUCAAAAACCCAAAAAACAGAGCUUUUUUCCUGGGUUUUCUGCCAUUAAAAAGAAGAACACAAGAUAAAAAAGGUGGGAUUUUUAUAGAGAGAAAACAAUGGUGCAUCAUCAAAGAUACUAUUACCAACAUCAAAUGAAGAAAGGAGGAGAUGGAUUAUUAGUCAAAAACUUUAUAUUAGAUGAAGAAUCACAAAUUGGGAUUAUUACUACUAUUAAUGGAAACUAUUUUAAGAGAGCUAUUAGACCUAAGCUUCUUUCUUUCCUCUUUCUAUCUCUUCUCUCUUGCAGUCUCAUCUGGACUCCUCAGCUCUUUGGCUUUCCUUCCACUUUCUCUCUCCUCUAUUCAUUAGGAGCAGAGGAUGAGCAUAUGGGUUCUGACAUGGCUUCUAAGCUUCCUCUUUGUUCUUCCGUCUCUAAUGGAACAAUUUGUUGUGACAGAAGUGGAAUCAGGACUGAUGUCUGUUAUAUGAAGGGUGACAUUAGGACACAUUCACCUUCAUCUUCAGUCUUCCUUUAUACUCGAAACGAUCCAAGAGGUUCGUCUCAUUUAUUGGAAGAUGGAGAUGAAAUUGUCGAAGAAUUUGAGUACCAACGCGAAAAGAUUAGGCCUUACACCCGAAAAUGGGAGACUAGUGUAAUGAGUACCAUUGAUGAACUUUCCCUUGUGUCGAAACACGAAAACAGCAUUUCCAAGCGUAAGUGUGAUGUUGUCCAUGAUGUUCCAGCCGUGUUCUUCUCAACAGGAGGAUAUACCGGGAAUGUCUACCACGAGUUCAACGACGGUAUAAUCCCAUUAUACAUCACCUCUCAGCAGUUUAACAAGAAAGUUGUGUUUGUCAUCCUUGAGUAUCAUAAUUGGUGGAUAACUAAGUAUGGUGACAUUCUUUCCCACUUGACUGAUUACCCAACAAUCAAUUAUAGCGCGGAUAAUCGUACACAUUGCUUCCCGGAAGCCAUUGUGGGUUUGAACAUACAUGAUGAGCUAACUAUUGAUCAGUCCCUCAUGAAAAGGAACAAGUCAAUUAGGGAUUUCAGGGACAUCUUAGACCGAGCUUAUUGGCCUCGGAUUAAAGGGUUGAUCCAAGACGAGGAAAGAGAGAAGCAACUCUCACAAUCGCCUACCUCUACCUCAUUGCUUGAGCUUGAUUAUCAACCUAAGAAACCAAAGUUGGUCAUCCUUUCAAGAAGUGGUUCGAGGGCAAUACUCAAUGAGGACUCAUUGGUGAAACUAGCAGAAAAGAUUGGUUUUCGAGUGGAGGUUUUAAGGCCUGAAAAGACUACUGAGUUAGCUAAGAUCUAUAGGGUACUGAACUCGAGUGAUGUGAUGAUUGGAGUUCAUGGUGCUGCCAUGACACACUUUCUCUUCGUUAAGCCUGGUCGUGUUUUCAUCCAAGUUGUUCCCCUAGGAACCGAUUGGGCAGCUCAGACUUACUACGGUGAUCCAUCAAUGAAGCUCGGUUUGAAGUAUAUUGGAUACAAAAUUCUUCCUAGAGAGAGCUCACUGUAUGAUGAUUAUGAUAGAAGUGAUCCUGUUUUAACAGACCCUGACAGUGUUAACGCGAAAGGAUGGGAGUUCACUAAGAGGAUCUAUUUGGAUAAACAGAAUGUCAAAUUAGAUCUUAAGAGAUUCAAGAAGCGGCUUGUUCAUGCUUAUGAUUACUUAGCUCUUAGACGAAAUCAAGUCUCUUAAGUCGAUUUUGACCUGCUGAUCUCUGCUGCUUACCUGUUCUUUUGUUCUUUUAUUCCUUUGUUUUGAUAAUGGCUUAUGGUGGUUGCUCUGCUGCAGGGGUUAGCCAGCCUCGCGCCUGCCUGUCCACCACACGGCGAGUGGAUGGUUGGUUACCCCUGCGGCUGCAGCCAACAUACUUCAUUACAAAACUACAAUGUAUAUCAAUAUAAACUAGAUGGUUUAGGAGGAAUUAUAUUUUUUUAUUUUUGUAGAGACUGUAAUUGUCAUGUAAAUGAAAUAGUAAGCAAAGAAUAAGAUUGGUUUGGCAAAAUGAAACAUAUUUUGGUGCCCCCAUUUCCUGUUGUAAUGAGAAAAGAAUCUUAGCUUUCCA